AUUUUGGUUUAAACCGGAAGCGUCAUUCAUCGAUUCGUGUGUGCACCCCCGUUCCAAACAGGGAGUGGUCUCGUCCAAAGAUGGCGGCUUCCAUCUUGAGACGAUGUUUGACUGCUGUUGUCAAAGUUGAACGUUUUUCUCCAUCUGUGUCUGGCAGAAGAUGGUUACUUUCAGCAGCUUAUUCAGACACCACAUUGUGGGAGGCGAGAGAAAAGGACCCUCAGAAUUUAGCCUUGUUGGCGAACAACAUGGACAGGAUAUACGAUAGGAAUCUUCCCGUGAGCUCCCUGACUGUGUCACAGUUCGUAGACAACAUUUCGUGCCGAGAGGAGGUGGAUCAAGCCGAGUACUACCUUUAUAAGUUCCGUCACAGUCCAAAUUGUUGGUACCUUCGUGACUGGACAGUUCACAGUUGGAUCCGGCAGUGUUUGAAAUACGGCGCCAGAGACAAGGCCCUGCACACGCUUCAAAACAAGGUCCACUAUGGAAUUUUCCCGGACAACUUCACCUUCAACCUGCUCAUUGAUUCCUACCUGAAGGACGAGGACUUCAGAGGCGCAUGCUCAGUGGUUGAGGAGGUGAUGCUGCAGGAGGCCUUUGACCUUCCUUCCACUCAGAUCCUGUCCCUCUACGCUCUCGCCAGUUACCUAGCAACCAGACCUCAACUCACGAUGUCGCAGGAGCGGGCCCUGGGAGCGUCUCUGCUCAUCUGCGGUUUGAAGCAAGACAACAGCGUGGGCCUCACAGCUCAGCUCCUGGGAAACGCCCUGCUAGGCAAGGUGGAGAUGCAGAAGGGCAUCCAUGCUGUGUUCAAAGGCAUGCCCCUCUUCUGGGAACGAGGAUAUCUGAGUCGAGCGCUGGCCGUCGUGGAAAGCGCCGCCGCCGACGCCUCGCCCGCUGACGUCAAACUCUCCAAAGACUCGUUGGCUUUUCUAGCCGAUGUGCUCCAGGAGCUGUCCUCCGCCUCGUCCGCCUCGUCCGACUCGUCCGAUUCGUCUGGAGAUGAGUCGGCAGGGGAGGAAGAACCAAAAGAGGAAGUUGAUGAAGAUGACCAGGCGGAGAGGGAAAAGCUUCCUGAAUAUGAGAGCAAAUUCAAGGCGCUGGUCAGCCAGCUGGAGGCUCGGGAAAAUGUCGACCCAUCUGACUUCCAGACGUUAGCGACCAGUCUGGCCGAGCAGCAUCUCUCCUCCACGGAGAGACCGGACCUGGACCGGUACGAGAGUCUGCUGGGGGCCUGGGAGGCCGAGAGGAAGGAGCUGAUCCUGAGGGAGCAGGAAGCGAGGAGGAAGGCCGAAGAGGAGAAACUCGAGCGACUCGCGGCCAAGGCGGCGCUCCAGCAGCAAGCCUAAAGGUCGUUUCCUGUAACUUAGCACUUAUUGUGUGUUAAUAUUGUAAUUUUUUCUUUUUUUUAAAGAUACUUCGUUUGUGUUAGAAUUAAAAGAAAAUCAAAUGACUA
Molecule: messenger RNA, 1456 nt
Organism: Syngnathoides biaculeatus (alligator pipefish)
Lineage: Eukaryota; Metazoa; Chordata; Actinopteri; Syngnathiformes; Syngnathidae
Gene: mrps27
Product: mitochondrial ribosomal protein S27
Exons: 11
Coding region: 81-1349 (422 amino acids)
Cellular component (GO): mitochondrion
Molecular function (GO): protein binding
Source: RefSeq, a predicted model, not a curated record